Ramularia collo-cygni is the source of this 1860-nucleotide messenger RNA. RefSeq names its product related to ubiquitin C-terminal hydrolase. Gene Ontology annotation, molecular function: cysteine-type deubiquitinase activity; cysteine-type endopeptidase activity. The record is from RefSeq and is a predicted model, not a curated record. Gene Ontology annotation, biological process: protein deubiquitination. Bases 1 to 1860 code for a protein of 619 amino acids. NCBI's taxonomy places the organism in Eukaryota, Fungi, Ascomycota, Dothideomycetes, Mycosphaerellales, Mycosphaerellaceae. The transcript has a single exon. Gene Ontology annotation, cellular component: nucleus; cytosol.
AUGGAUCGCCGCAUCCAACUUGAAAACCACACGACUUGGGGAGGAAUUGUCUUGUAUGGUGCGAUCAUCCUCUACGGAUUCUACUGGGUACUGGGUCGCUUCGAUAUCGCCAUCUUGCCGCCUCAGGAAUUGCUCUUCAACACAGUGGUAUACUGCAUACCGACACCUAUCUUGCUGGGCUCGGCGCGCAGACAGGAGCUCAAAGAGAAUGGCAUGCUUUCACAAAGACAUGCAGCAAAAAGUGAGGCAUUUCGCAGGUUGCUGGGGUUGGGAGGAAAUGCUCUAUUGCAGGGAGGAGAAUCUGUAGGCAUAGGAAAGGUGAUCCGACGAGCGAGCAUGGGAACGAAGACGACCGUGAUGCCAAUAUCUGACGCGCCUGCCGGACUUGGGAACUGGGACAACUCGUGCUAUCAGAAUAGUGUGCUGCAAGCUCUGGCGUCUUUGGAAUCACUGAGAACAUGGCUGAGCAUGUCGGAGCCGCCGCAAGAGGGAAAUGCUUUUACUACAAAUGCUGCACUGCAGGAGAUGGUUCGAAAGCUCAAGGAUCCUGGAAAUAAUGGAAGUCAUAUUUGGACGACGGCGAAGUUGAAGAGCAUGAGCAGUUGGCAGCAACAGGAUGCUCAGGAGUAUUUCUCCAAAGUCAUGGACGAGCUGGACAAAGAAGCCGCGAAAGCUGCAAAUCUGGCGAAGAAGAAGGCAGGACUUGAGACUUUGGUGAAAAAUGUGGAGGAUGAACAGCCGGUAUGCGAUGGGGAUGGUGUGAAGCCCAGUACCUCGAGAAACCCACUGGAAGGAUUGACGGCCCAGCGCAUAUCAUGUACACAAUGUGGCUUCUCCGAGGGUUAUUCCAUGAACCCGUUCAAUUGUCUGACAGUCCCUUUGGGAAACAUGUCUGCCUAUGACAUUGAGGAUUGCCUGCACGAAUACACCAAACGCGAGGAUAUCGAGGGCGUGGAAUGUCGGAGCUGUACCCUCAUCCAAACCAAGAACAAGCUGUCGCAAAUGCUUCCAUCGCAAGCGGAAGGCUCAACUACAUCUCCAACCAUCUCUCUCCCGCCAGAGCUGCGCCUUCAAAUUGAGGAGAGGCUGCAAAUUGUGCAGCAAGCUCUGGACAAUGACGACUUCUCCGACAAGAUGGUCAAGCAGGAUUGUCAGAUCUCAUCAAAGGCAAUGGUCAGCACUACCAAAACCCGCGAAGCAGUCAUCGGACGUGCACCGCAGUCACUCGUCGUCCACGUAAACAGAAGUGUGUUCGAUGAGAUGACAGGCGUGCAGCGGAAGAAUUACGCAAUCGUUCGAUAUCCUUUCAUCUUGGAUCUUCGACCGUGGAUGCUGGAUAUCGGGGACACUCCAACGCAGUAUAGCCUGAAAGCUGUGGUGACGCAUUAUGGACGACACGAGAAUGGGCAUUACAUUUGCUACAAGAGGCACCCACGACGUGAGGCGGAUAAUGAGGAUGACGACACCCAGAAGGAGAGAUGGUGGAGACUGAGUGAUGAAGACGUCUCGCCUGUGUCAGAUCAGGAUGUUCUUGAUCAAGCCGGUGUCUUUAUGCUGUUUUACGAGAAGCUCGACGAGCAAAUCAGUCCCAUUGCGACUGAAGAAUGGACCGAUGCCGUGCCCGUCGCUCAACCGGAGGAAGAAGCUGUUGAGAUGGAAGCCACCAAUACGGUGACGGCGGAGGUCUCAACUGAACUUCCGCGAGCUGAAGAGGAAGCCGUCGAGGAGACUGUGACAUCAGUAUCGAGUGUUGAGGAGGCGCGGUCGAAAGCUCCACGGCCCCAACCGUUGCUCAAGACGGCUUCUCCAAAGUUUGUGAGACCCGAUAUGGGCAUGAAUCGGCCUUUGAUGAGCGUUUGA